AUGCUUUACUCAAUCACCUUCAUUGCGGCUGUUGCCUCCACCGUUUCCGCCCACGGUGUCCUCACUCAGAUCCAGGGUGCUAAUGGCGUGAUUAUGCCCGGUCUCUCUGUCCAGGAUGGCACUCCCCGUAACUGCGCCACUCCCGGCUGCGGUUCCGAAGCCGACACCGCCAUCAUCCGCACCAGUGAGAUGGGCGGCAAGGCCUCUGCUCUCGGCCGUACCCAGGGCGGCGGUGCCAUCGAUGCCGCUGCUGCUAUCUCCAUGUUCAUGGGCGGCGGAGCCGGAGCCGGUGCUGCAGCUGGAGGAGCCAAGCGCGGCCUUCUCGAUGCCUUGACCGGCGGUGCCGGCGCAGCCGCUGGCGGAGCCGCAGGAGGCAAAGCAGCAGCUGGUGGCAAGGCUGCUGCCGCUGAAUCUGGUGUCGCUGCGGCCGCUGGUACAGGUGCUUCAUCCGGCCUGCCCACCACCGCCGUCAACCAGGACGGUGCCGGUCCUCUUACCGCUAUGAUUGACGCUACAUCCGCUGGAACCGACCCUGCGGCGUUCAAGACCGCUCAGGUUAUGCAGAACGUGCCCGGAAUUGGCAUUGGAGGUCUUUCGCUCGCUGCGGUGAAAGACUUUCCCGUAAAAGUCCAGAUGCCGGCUGGAAUGACCUGCCAGGGCACAGCUGGUGGCGCGACGAACGUCUGUGUUGUGCGCAUGCAGAACCCGGCUCUUGCUGGCCCCUUCGGUGGCUCCGCUGCCUUCACCCAAUCCACCGCCGCUAAGAAGCGCGCGGUUGAGUACAACCUUCGCAAGAGGCACUUUGCUCGCGGUCUGCUCGGAAAGCCUGAGUAA
Molecule: messenger RNA, 834 nt
Organism: Parastagonospora nodorum SN15
Lineage: Eukaryota; Fungi; Ascomycota; Dothideomycetes; Pleosporales; Phaeosphaeriaceae
Exons: 4
Coding region: 1-834 (277 amino acids)
Source: RefSeq, a predicted model, not a curated record